Molecule: messenger RNA, 843 nt
Organism: Aphanomyces invadans
Lineage: Eukaryota; Oomycota; Saprolegniomycetes; Saprolegniales; Verrucalvaceae
Exons: 1
Coding region: 1-843 (280 amino acids)
Biological process (GO): regulation of DNA-templated transcription
Molecular function (GO): DNA-binding transcription factor activity; sequence-specific DNA binding
Source: RefSeq, a predicted model, not a curated record
AUGAAGCCAUCCAUGAAAUCCAAGGUUGAAGCAGCCCCGCUGUUUCUCCAGAAGAUCUACGCCAUGUUCGAAGACUCGCCGGUGCGCAUCGCGGGUUGGAUGAACAAAGGCACGACGGUCGUGAUCAAAGAGCCCGAGGAGUUUGCCAAGGCGAUCCUGCCGCAGUACUUCAAGCACAGCAACUUUAGCAGCUUCGUGCGGCAACUCAACUUUUACGGGUUCCGCAAAUUCAAGAAGGACGAUAUCCUCAUCGAAGCACACGACCCCACCAAGAACUGGUGGGAAUUCCGCCAUGAAAAGUUUGUCCGACAUAUGCCCGAACUCAUGGCACAGAUUCGACGAAAGACGUACUCGGACGCGUCCGUGAGCAGCUCCAACGGCACAGUAUCGGAAGUCGAUGUGCUCAAGUCGCAGGUGAAGACAAUGCAGACGCAGUUUGACGCGCUUACAAGCCAGAUCGCGUCGCUCACUGAAGUCGUGGCAAAGCUGGCGCAGUCAAAGAAGCGAUCGCUCUCCGCCUGCGACGAGGAUAUGGUGGAACAAGUUGUCAGCGAUGAAAAGCGAGUAAAGGUUGAAGAUGGUCUCAUGAAAGACGAGCUGCCAGAAGCGAUCGCGGCCCCGACAUUGUCCAAACAACACAGCCUCAUGUUCGAUCAGCUGGACGAUCUCUCGUUCGACGACUCGAUGACUUUGGACCCUGCCGCAUGGCUCGACGGCGUCGACUUUUCAAUCCCCAUUGCUUCGUCCGCUGCAGCUCCCGCGACAGUGCCCCCUAUGGCCCAAAGGUGUUCGAACACAGGCCCCCUCACCUUUCUUAUUGCACUGAAGCCUCAGCAGACCUAG